Messenger RNA from Eremothecium cymbalariae DBVPG#7215, 921 nucleotides. RefSeq names its product ribonuclease H2 catalytic subunit RNH201 (gene RNH201). Gene Ontology annotation, biological process: mismatch repair; DNA replication, removal of RNA primer. Lineage: Eukaryota; Fungi; Ascomycota; Saccharomycetes; Saccharomycetales; Saccharomycetaceae. Gene Ontology annotation, cellular component: ribonuclease H2 complex. The record is from RefSeq and is a predicted model, not a curated record. The transcript has a single exon. Gene Ontology annotation, molecular function: RNA-DNA hybrid ribonuclease activity; RNA binding. Bases 1 to 921 code for a protein of 306 amino acids.
AUGGCAACUAUUCCAACAGUUCCAGAGGAUGUGCAUUCUUUAGAGUCGCAAAGCUACUAUUCACCAAUUCCAGAAGCACUGAAAAAUGUUGCUCAGGGCGACCAUAUCAUACUAGGCGUUGAUGAAGCAGGUCGAGGCCCUGUUUUGGGACCAAUGGUAUACGGCGUUGCCUAUUGCACCAAAAGUUACCAAGAUUCAGUUGUUAAAAGUUAUGGUUUCGAUGAUUCAAAGAAACUCACUGAUCCCAUUCGGAGAAGAUUAUUCGAAAAGAUAUACAAUGGUGACAUCGACGGCAUCGGAUACGCAACAACUAGUAUAACGCCUUUUGAUAUAAGCACCGGUAUGCUGAGAUACCCACCUGAGCAAAACUACAACCUGAACGAACAAGCUCAUGACGUCACAAUUGGGCUCAUCCAAAAAGUUUUAGAUGCAGGUGUGAAUAUCUCACAUAUAUACGUAGACACCGUGGGUCCUCCCAUAACAUACCAAGACAAGCUCGAAAAGAGGUUUCCCGUUUGCAAGUUCACCGUCGCAAAGAAAGCGGAUUCCCUCUACCCGGUGGUAAGUGUAGCUAGUGUUAUUGCAAAAGUUACAAGAGACGUUUGGCUUGAGCAACUACGUACCAUCCCCGACGAAAUCCUUGGUUCUGGCUAUCCAGGCGAUCCAAAAACCGUCAAAUGGCUAAAUGAAAACAUAAGACCCCUCUUCGGAUGGAACCCUGAAAUCGUAAGGUUCUCUUGGCAAACCUGCCAGAAUAUCCUCGAAACUAACCCACAUGCCAUCAACAUCGAAUGGGAGGAAGAGAGCCUGAAAAAGAGAACCUACAAACUCAAACCUGCCUCUAUCGACCCUCAAAAAAAUUCACCAUCACAACCUGACGUUGGAAACAUUAUCUCAAUGGAUGCCUGGUUCGGCCAUUGA